This is a messenger RNA of Elaeis guineensis (African oil palm), 2885 nucleotides long. RefSeq names its product vacuolar-sorting protein BRO1. The record is from RefSeq and is a predicted model, not a curated record. Lineage: Eukaryota; Viridiplantae; Streptophyta; Magnoliopsida; Arecales; Arecaceae. Gene Ontology annotation, biological process: protein transport to vacuole involved in ubiquitin-dependent protein catabolic process via the multivesicular body sorting pathway. Gene Ontology annotation, cellular component: endosome. Gene Ontology annotation, molecular function: protein binding.
AUGGCAUCUCCGACGGUGGUCAACGUGAUGCUGGCUGUGCACGAGAAGAAGACGGCGGCGGUGGACCUCUACCGCCCCCUGCGACAGUACAUCGCCACCACCUUCUCCGAGCGAGAGGCCCAGGCCAACGAGGACGACCUCCAGGCCGUCCGCCAGAUGCGCUCCGACCUCGAGAACCCCUCCUCCGCGGCCCCCUCGCCGGAGCUCCGCCGCGAUCUCCUCCAGCACUACUUCCGCGCCCUCGCCCUUAUCGAGCCCCGCUUCCCCAUCUCCCCCGACCGCUCCCACGUCCACUCCCUCGUCUUCACCUGGCACGACGCCUUCAAGUCCAACAAGAAGGUCUCCCUUCCCUCCAUCCACCUCGAGAAGGCCGCUGUCCUCUUCAACCUCGCCGCCGUCUACAGCCAGAUCGCCCUCACCUCCGAUCGUUCCUCCCCCGCCGGGCUCAAGCAGGCCUGCAAUUCAUUCCAGGCUGCUGCGGGAACCUUCGCCUUUCUCCGCGAUCAGGCAGCCGCCAAGGCGGUCGCCGCCGGGGCGACGCUUGAUUUGUCGCCCGAGUGCACCUCGAUGCUUGAGCGUCUUAUGCUCGCCCAGGCGCAGGAGUGCUUCUUUGAGAAGGUUAUUGCUGAUGGCAAGCCUCCGGGGCUCUGCUCCAAGGUCGCCCGGCAGGUUGGUCUCUACUAUGAGGAAGCCUAUGCACCGAUCACUGCUCCUCCACUCAACCAACACUUUGACCGGACAUGGGUCUCCCAUGUGCAAUUGAAGGCAGCCCAGUUCUAUGCAGAAGCUUGCUAUAGAUAUUCUUUAGAGCUUCAUGAAAAGGAAGAGAUCGCUGAGGAGAUUGCUCGACUAAAGAUUGGAUUAGGUGCCCUCACGGAUGCGAAGAAGUCUGCUAAGGGAGUUGCUCAACCUCUCAUGGAUGCUGUCUCCAGAUUGGAGAGCAACAUGAACCGCAACCUGGAGAGGGCCACCAAAGAGAAUGAUCGUGUGUAUCUAAUGCGGGUUCCAGCAGCCGGUUCCUUGUCGGCUCUACCAGGAGCCUCUCUUGUUAAGCCUACACCAAUGGGUGAAGUUUUAGAUGGUAGCAAGGAGAGGUUGUUCUCAGGUCUUGUCCCAGACAGCAGCACCAAGGCCCUUUCAAAGUACACAGAGAUGGUUGAUGAUAUUAUCCGAACCCAGGCAGAAAAGCUGCAGCAAGGAAGUGAAAUAGCAAGGGUUAAACUUAAGGAGAUGGAUCUGCCUGAUUCUAUUCUAGCUUUGGAAGGUAAUUUCAGUUUGCCUAUGGAUCUUAAAGAGGAUAUUGAAGCUGUACAGAUCAGUGGUGGCCCUUCUGGCCUGGAAGCGGAGUUACAGCAAAUCAGGGAUUUGAGAAGGGUCAAUCAAGAGCUUUUGGUGCAGACUGAAGAGUUACUCCAAAAGGAAGCGAAUGAGGAUACUCAAUUUAGGACUCAGUUUGGGACUCGGUGGACGAGACCUCAGUCCAGCACCCUGACAAAAAACCUGCAGGAAAGAUUAAAUAGGUUUGCUGCAAACCUUAAGCAAGCUUCUGACAGUGACACACGGAUUGAGCGAGCUGUAAAAGACAAUGCUGCACUUAUGGCAAUCCUCGAUCGCAAGCCGAUAGAAUCAGCCCUUCCAAGUCUUGCAAGGCCAAUUAUGUCUUUGGAUAGCAAUGAAGAUGCAAUAGUGGGAGCCCUUAAACAAAGCUUGAGGCAAUUAGAGACUUUGGGUGCCCAGAGGGCAGGCCUUGAAGACAUGUUAAAAGAGAUGAAGAGAAAGGAUGAUAUACUGCCAAAACUGAUGGCAAGCACCGGGUCACAUGAGGAUCUUUUCAAGAAGGAGAUAGCAAAGUAUGACCAAAUCUGUGAAGAAAUUGCCCAAAAUAUCGAGGCACAGGAGCAAUUAUUGCUUCAAAUUCAGGCACAAAAUGCUGAAUUUGCUUCUGUAUUCAAUCUAGAAGACUACAAAGUUGCUCGAGAGAAGAGUUACAAACAGAUCUCUGCUGCCAUAGCAAAAUAUCGAGAAAUCAAAGAAAACAUCAACGAGGGAUUGAAGUUUUAUGUUACUCUCCAGGAUGCAAUAACAAAUGUAAAGCAGCAGUGCAGUGAUUUCGUGAUGACUAGAAAUAUCCAGUGCCGGGAAAUGAUUGAAGAUGUGCAGAGGCAGAUUGCUGGUCUCAACUUCACAGCUGAUGGGAAAACAGGCUACAACUACCCUAUGCCCGGGCAGUCGAACUCACAAAGAAAUGCUCCUCAACAGCCAGAAGCGCAGAGUGCUCCACCUCCAUCUCAUCCUCAGCCACCAUACCAUCGCCCAUCUGGGGAGCAGCCCAGGCCUGCAUAUUCUCAGCCAUACCCUGCUUAUGCUACUCCCCAGCCGCCACCAUACUAUGCCUCCGGUAGUCAUUACCAGCGUCCCCAACAGCCGCCCAACCAUGAGUAUGGGCAGCCAGCAUAUCCCGGAUGGCGUGGACCAUACUACAACACACAUCAACAGCAACCAGGUUCGCAUCCUCCGCCACCAUACACUGUGCCAGCUCCUUAUCCCCCUCAACAAGGCAGUUACUACCGGCCUCAGUAAAGUACAUACAAUGUCCUGACUUUAUCAGCUGCAUUCUCCAUUUUGUUCCAUUGUGAAUGGCUAUGAGAGAUCAUAUUUGUUAUCGUCUGCUUUCUGUAUUUGUAUGCAUAGUUUGUGUGAUAAUUUGUUGUCCUAGAAUAAUUUCAUUCAGUGACCGAGCAGGAAGAUACUGUGCUGAUCUAUUCAGCAUGUUGUUAAUGGAAGCUCUUGCUGAAACUAUUAGAAUCAUAUUUUGUAUUUGAAGGGGUUUGAUGGAGUGAGUGUGAGCUUGUGUCACAAUAUAAUGGUAAUAAUACAUUGCAUAA